AUGCGGCCCGAUCGUGUUUGCUACACGCCGGUAAGGAUUUCUACGCUGCUGGCAUUCCAAGCCCUCGUGAAACGCUGGGACAAACAGCGACUGCAGAUAUAUACCGACGGCUCGGUCUCCGCGGGCGUCUCCACAGCAGCACUGUUCCUCCCUUCCGAAAACAUCGAACAAGCCUUCAAGCUCCCCCACGAAACGUCGCCCACCGAAGCGGAGCUUGUAGCCAUUCACGAAGCACUGAAGCUUGUAUCCGCUCGUCCACCUGGAAGCUGGACAGUCCUCACAGACAGCAAGUCGGCGCUGGAGGCACUGUCUUCGCCUCGCUCGCAAGUGGUUUCUGACAUCCGCUCACUGAUCCUGGUUGUGCACAACCUCCUCGUCACCUCCGGCCACUCCGUGUGGUUUCAGUGGGUGCCAAGCCACAUUGGCUUGCCGGGAAACACACGUGCCGACACAGCAGCGAAGCGCGCUCAUGGCGCAGCUGAGUGCAACACUGUCAUCCCGUUAUCACCAUCCGUCUGCCGCAUACACAUCCGCCGGCGCGUUUCCUUCGACACCCACCUCUUCAUGGAAAACACUGUCGCAGCCAACACCUUCCUCCACCGCAUUGACCCGAAGAUGGCCUUCAGUGUGUCGCUGCGGCUGUCUCGAAAGGAAGAGUCGGCUCUGCAUCGUCUUCGCCUGAAUGUCGCCCGUACUCCAUCGUUCCUGUUCAAGAUCAAGCAGCGCCCCUCUUCGGCGUGCCCCUCCUGCUCCACCGACGCCGACACCCAUCAUUUACUCAUGACCUGCCCAAGAUAUGCCGCUCCUCGGACCGCACUCACGCACCGUCUAUCUGCCCUGGGGCACAGAGACCUGUCUUUGGCCACCCUACUGGGCCCCAAUGUAGAACUACGAUCAAACACACAAAGACAUACAUCUAAGCACAAGCACACGAAGAAGAAGAUUGCGAGCUCAGAAACCGCCCGCGAAGAGAUCUCAUUGGUAGAAGAAGAAGAAGAAGAUUACUGGCCACUGGCUGGUGGCCACUGUUCCUAG
Messenger RNA from Ornithodoros turicata, 1035 nucleotides. RefSeq lists its product as uncharacterized. The record is from RefSeq and is a predicted model, not a curated record. The transcript is spliced from 3 exons. NCBI's taxonomy places the organism in Eukaryota, Metazoa, Arthropoda, Arachnida, Ixodida, Argasidae. The coding region runs from base 1 to 1035 and encodes 344 amino acids. Gene Ontology annotation, molecular function: nucleic acid binding; RNA-DNA hybrid ribonuclease activity. Gene Ontology annotation, biological process: DNA replication, removal of RNA primer.